CUUCACUAGCAGACUACAUGUUUUGAUGCUCCUGUGGAGUAGGGAGUCUGUUGUUUAUUUUGAUAGAGUUUUUCCACAUUUCUUUAUUGAUUUUGACGUGCGAGUCCCCAAGAAUCGCCUCCAGUUUUGUGCCAGUAGUUCUGCUCUAGCCGUCCAUCAUGUCGAAGCGAACGUACGAUGAAAUGUCCAGUGCGGAGAUUUUGGAGAGGGACCUGGCGGGAGAUGGACCAAAGAAGGCUGAACCCGCAAUUAUAAAGAAUUCUCUCGAUUCCGACGAGGAGGAUGAUGGUGACGAAAAGAAUUACGAUAUUCUUGCAGAUGACGACAUCGAGGGUCAGGAAGAGGGUUUAGCUGUUCAAGAAGGUGGCGUUCACAUCACUCCUUUUAACAUGCAUGAAGAGAUGGAGGAAGGCCACUUUGAUACAGAAGGGAACUACCACUGGAAGAAAGAUAAGGAGAUUCGGGACAACUGGCUUGAAAAUGUGGAGUGGGUAAAUAUAAAAAAUGCCAAAACAGGUGUUGAAGGUGAAGAAUCCUCUGCUGCUGAUUUGUCUGAAGUAAAUCCUCCUCCAGAGUCACCUUUUGAUGAGAUUGGCAGCUACAAAAAGAUUCUGGAGUUUAUGAAACCUAAAGAAACUGUCAAAAGAGCUUUACAAAGAUUAGGUGGUUCUGGUAGCCUGUCUGCCUCAGAAAGAUUGCGCCGAAAGAAAGCAGGGCUGGACCUUGGUAAUCCUGGUGACAAGCAGGCAGUAACAGAUCUUUCAGAGAUAGCAAAUCGCAUUUUAAGUAGGACUGGUAACAUGGAUAUUUAUCAAGAAACGUAUGAAUAUAUUUCACAACAGAUCUCAACCUUUGAAAAUAAAGAGAAGAUACAACCAACUAAGGCUGUGGAAGCUGAACUGGACAUGUAUGCAGAUGACUUUGACACAAAAGCAAAGGAACAGAAAGUCCGCAAGGAAGAAGCGGCAGCAACAGCAGAAUCUAACUUAAAAGCCAGUCAGGAAGAUGGAGAAUACAGUAAAGAACCUGAAGUAACAUGGGAAUACAAAUGGAAGAAAGAUGAUGACAAGAUCAACGGUCCUCAUAACUCAGAACAGAUGCAGAAGUGGUUAGAUGAGGGGCACUUCAAGGGGGAUGAGUGGGUGAGGAAAGUAAGAACCGAUGGGGAAAGUGAAUUUUACUCAAUUAAGAGGGUUGAUUUUGAAUUGUAUUUGUAAAGCUGCCACCUGUUAUCUGUCAAAAACUUCCUGGUGUUUUAAUUAAUGCAAUACCAUAAGCAUUUCUGCACACCUUUUGGUGAAUCAAAUCACAUAGUUCUCCUUUGUAUGAAUUGUUAUGACUAUCUCUCUGUAUUUGUUACGACCUGUUUCUUUAUGUUUUGCUUCACUUUUCAACUCAUUCCGUAAAACAAAUCAUGACUGAAAUACACUUUGUGUCAAAAAU
Thrips palmi is the source of this 1443-nucleotide messenger RNA. It is a transcript of the gene holn1, whose product is annotated as CD2 antigen cytoplasmic tail-binding protein 2 homolog. NCBI's taxonomy places the organism in Eukaryota, Metazoa, Arthropoda, Insecta, Thysanoptera, Thripidae. Gene Ontology annotation, molecular function: protein binding. Bases 159 to 1217 code for a protein of 352 amino acids. The transcript is spliced from 6 exons. The record is from RefSeq and is a predicted model, not a curated record. Gene Ontology annotation, cellular component: U5 snRNP.